Molecule: messenger RNA, 2004 nt
Organism: Anopheles coustani
Lineage: Eukaryota; Metazoa; Arthropoda; Insecta; Diptera; Culicidae
Product: xaa-Pro aminopeptidase ApepP-like
Exons: 4
Coding region: 1-1953 (650 amino acids)
Molecular function (GO): metalloaminopeptidase activity
Source: RefSeq, a predicted model, not a curated record
AUGAAGCACACCAAGCGGUACUUGGUGGGCCUGUCGGCUCUGCUCGUCCUGGUGGUCGGCGGUGGAGUUGCCCUCGGCAGGGCGCUUAAUACGGAUGAUGAUCUAAUGGAAGACAUGACGCCGAAGAGCAUGGAUGUGAUCCUAGGCGAGAUACGAAGCCUCAUGCAGGACUACUCCAUCGAGGCCUACAUCGUCCCUUCGGUGGAUGAACAUAACAGUGAGUACAUCUCGCUGCACGACCGCCGCUAUCAGUAUGUGACGAACUUCACCGGCUCGGCCGGCACGGCCAUCAUAACGCUGACACAGGCCGCCCUGUGGACGGACUCGCGGUACCACCUGCAGGCGGAGAACCAGAUAGACCCGGCCUACUGGACGCUGAUGCGCGAGGGUCUCGCCGGCGUGCCGACGCGCGACGAGUGGCUGAUGAGCGUUCUGUCGCCGGGCGGUCAGGUCGGCACCGACCCGUUCCUCAUCGCGUCGACCGAGUUCGAGCGGCUGGGGGCGGUGCUGGGCCGCAACGGCUACCGGCUCAUCACGCUCGAGCGCAACCUGGUGGACAUCGUGUGGAACAAUCGGCCACCGCAGACGGCGGAGGACCUGCGCCCGAUGCCGCUGGAGUACACGGGCCGGCGGGCGUCGGAGAAGCUGGCCGCUCUGCGCGUCGUCCUGCAGGAGGAGGGUGCUAACGUUAUCGUCGUCAGUGCGCUGGAUGAGAUUGCUUGGCUGCUGAACCUGCGUGGCUCGGAUAUCCGCUACAAUCCGGUGUUCUUCGCCUACCUGAUUGUGUCGCAUGACAAACUGCACCUGUUCACGAACCCCGAGCGCAUCAACGAGACGAUCCGGGAGCACUUCCGCACGGAGGGGAUUAUCGGGCCGGACGUGCGCGACUACCGCGACAUCCUGGCCGGCAUCGACGAGUACGUCCGUGGCGGCAACCGGCUGAUCGUGUCGACGGCCUGCAGUCACGCACUGUACGCAGCCAUCCCGGCGGACCAGCGGCUGCAGGUGUACAGCGUGUUGGCGAAGAUGAAGGCGGUAAAGAACCCAACCGAGGCGACCGGUAUGCGGCGGGCGCACGUACGUGAUGGGGCGGCCGUCGUGCGCUACCUGCACUGGCUGGAGACGGUCGUGGACGAGGGCAACGUGACCGAGCUGUCCGGGGCGGCCAAGCUGCGCGAGUUCCGCAGCGAGCAGGAGCUGUUCGUCGACCUCAGCUUCACGGCGAUCAGCGCGUUCGGCCCGAACGGUGCCAUCGUCCACUACAGCCCGAACGAAGAGACGGACCUGGCGAUCACGCGCGACGGCAUCUACCUGAUCGACUCCGGCGGCCAGUACCUGGACGGCACGACGGACGUGACGCGGUCGGUGCACCUCGGCGAACCGACCGCCUUCCAGCGCGAGUGCUUCACGCGCGUCCUCAAGGGCUUCCUCAGCGUCGCGUCGGCCGUCUUUCCGGUGCGGGCGUCCGGCACCACGUUCGACGUGCUCGCCCGCAAGUCGCUCUGGGAUGUGGGGCUCGACUACGGUCACGGCACCGGCCAUGGGAUCGGCUCGUUCCUCGGCGUGCACGAGUAUCCGCCCUCGUUCGUCUCGAACAGUGCGUCCCCGAGCAACCAGGGCCUAGUGGAGAACAUGUUCUCCUCCAACGAGCCCGGCUACUACGAACCGGGCCAGUUUGGCGUGCGCAUCGAAGACAUCGUGCAGGUGGUGCCCGCACAGUCCGCGCCGCACAACUUCAACGGCCGCGGCGCACUCACCUUCCACACCAGCACGGUCGUGCCGAUCCAGCGGAAGCUCAUCGAUGUGCAGCUCCUUUCGCCGGCGGAAAUUGCACAGCUGAACGCCUACCAUAAACGGGUGCUGGAGGAGGUCGGGCCGCUGCUGGAGCAACAAAACGACCCAGCCGCUCACCGGUGGCUGACCGAGCAGACCAAAGAGAUUACCGUCAGCUAGAAGCGAUGAUCUUGUACGAUAACAACACUGUGUGAAAAGCGGAAAAUCAAA